AUGACUGCAUGGGACGGUCAGAUGCGAGUCAUGUCGACAGACAAGUGCACCUGUCGACUGCCUGGAGACGUGCAGGACCCCCAGUCCUUCUGGGAUCUGUUGCUGAGUCAGAGACUUGCACGUGCUCCCUUCCCCCCCAACCGCUUCAACGCCGCUGCCUUUUACAAUCUUCAGAAAGGACGGCCAGGCACCAUCCGCUACAACCAAGGCUACUGCAUCGCCAACGAUCUCGGGCACUUUGACGCCGGCUUCUUCAAUAUCAAUCCCUCCGAUGUCCUCUCCCUGGAUCCCCAGCAGCGCCAGCUGCUCGAGUGCUGCUUCGAGUGCCUCGAGUCCGGCGGCGUCACCCUCGACGACGUCUCUGACACCAUGACCGGCGUCUAUAUUGGCAAUUUCGCCUGUGACUACGAGACUCUGGCUUCCAAGGAGCCGGAGAGAAUCGAGGGCAUGGCUGUGCUGGGCAUGGGUCGAACCACGAUCAGUAACCGCGUCAGCUACUUGUAUAACCUUCAUGGACCGAGUGUUACAAUGGAUACUGCCUGCUCGUCAACUCUUUAUGCCCUCCAUUUCGCCGUUCAAGCCCUCCGCAACAGAGAGAUCCCAGCCGCGUUUGUUGGCGGCGUUAAUUUGAUUCUCACCCUGGAAUAUCACCUGGCCAUCGGACAGAUUGGCGCUCUCUCCCCAACGGCCCAGUGCCACGCCUUUGAUGCCUCUGCAGACGGCUACUCGCGUGGCGAAGCCAUCAACGUCUUGUAUCUGAAACGUGUCUCGGAUGCGAUUCGAGACGGCGAUCCCAUCCGUGCCGUCAUUCGGGGAUCAUCGUUGACUGCGAAUGGCAAGAACAAUGGCAUCACCCUUCCCAGUGCUCUCGCCCAGGAACUUGCUAUCCGCAAGGCAUAUGAACACUCCGGUCCCCUGGACUAUAAUACCGUUGGAUACCUCGAAUGUCACGGCACUGGAACCCCUGCUGGAGACCCCAUCGAGACCACAGCCAUCGCAAAUGUCUUUGGAAAACACCGAGAGUGGUUCGAUCCGCUGUACAUCGGAUCCACCAAGCCACAGGUUGGUCACGGCGAGGCCUGCUCGGCUAUCACCAGCGUCAUCAAGGUGGUUUUGGCCAUGGAGAACGGAAUCAUUCCUGGCACGAUUGGCAUCAAGAAACUUAAUCCUGCAUUGAAUCUCAAAGGAGGUUCGUUGGCUGUCAUCACACAGAACACUCCCUGGCCGGAAGGAAAAGCAAAGCGUGCCUCGGUCAAUUCAUCGGGAUACGGGGGAGCCAACGGCCAUGUCGUGAUCGACGGGGUGGAUGAGUACUUCAAAUCCAUCGGUUGGGCCAACCCGGCUGAAAGGACUCCCACCUUCGACCCUUAUACCAUCGUUCAGAAAAGGUUCUUGUUGCCUGUGACAGGACAUGAUGAAUACUCCCUACGUCAAUCCUUGGCCAAUAUAACCGAUGUGCUGCACCGCCAGACACACGACUUCCAUGAGUUGUUAUACACCAUGACUGCCCGCCGUACCCGCUUCUCACACCGGGCCAUCAUCCCCGUCGAGAUGAGCCAGAAAAGGAGUCUAACGUUGGGAGAGCCAGUCAUCGGUAGGGCGAGCAGCAGGACUCCUGUUGUGGCAUUUGUCUUCACGGGGCAGGGUGCUCAGUGGGCAGAGAUGGGCCGUCAUCUGCUGGAGUCCUACCCAGUCGUGCAGCGGACCUUUCGAAAGUUGAACCUGGCUCUGUCGCGUUUGAAACAGCGGCCAACAUGGUCUCUGGAAGAGAUCUUGCUUGCCCCCGCCGAGAAAAGCAAAAUUGGCGACGUUUCCUUCUCACAACCAAUCUGCACUGCCAUUCAAAUCGCGAUGAUCGAUUUGCUUCAGGAAUGGGGCAUCCGUCCGGAAGCAACUGUUGGCCAUUCGUCCGGAGAAUUAGCCGCAGCGUAUGCGGCGAAGCUUAUCACGGCCCAAGAAGCCAUCAUUGCUGCCUAUCUGAGAGGCGUUCAUGCCACGCUCACCCAAGCUCCGGGAACAAUGAUGGCUGUCGCUAUGAGUGCUUCUGCGGCGGAGAACUUGCUCGCCGAGUAUAAUAUCUCGACGGUAGACGCUGUUGUCGCCUGUGUCAACUCCCCGCAGAGCGUCACCCUCAGUGGCCAGUCCCAUGCCAUAGAUGCCUUAUAUCGAAUCCUGAAGGAGCAAUCCAUCCUGUGCAAGAAACUGGCCACGGGAGGGAAAGCAUACCAUUCUCCGAGCAUGAAGGAGGUGGGAUCUGGGUACAGCGAGGCUAUUCUAGAAGCCACAGCCAAUGAAGGUGGUCCAGUGCGUCUACUCAAUGGAGACAGACCAGUAAUGGUCUCGUCUGUGACUGUCAAGCGCCUUCAACCGGGAGACAUCGAUGGAAGCUACUGGCAAAGGAAUCUUGAGAGUCCUGUCUUGUUUGAUGCCGCCAUGAAACAUCUCCUGAGUCUCAAGUUUGGCGAGGAACGCCAUGUGGACUGUUUGAUUGAGAUUGGACCACAUAGCGCUUUGAAAGGCCCGAUCAACCAAAUCAUUGCCUCCCCCGAGGUCCAAGAGAUCUGGAAGAUGAGUCUAGGAACCGCUCCUAAGGUAACCUACGAGCACACGCUUGAACGUGGCCACAAUGCCGAAGAGGAUAUGAUGCGACUGGCCACUAGCAUGUUUAUCAAGGGCUAUCCCAUCAACCUGUUGAGAGUCAACGGACAGCGAGACUACCGACCAUCUAAGAUCAUCAUCGACCUCCCAAAGUACCCGUGGAACCAUCAGACAAAACAGCCCCUGAUGGUGAACCGGGCGACGCAAGAUUACAAGUUUGCCACCCAUCCCCGGCACGAUCUCAUUGGAACUCGACUGCCAGGGGGGAAUCGCAUGGAACCGGUCUGGAGGAAUUAUCUGCGGCUGGAUGAUGUGCCGUGGAUCAAGGAUCACGUCAUUGGAAGUGUGAUUAUAGUCCCUGGAGCAGCAUACCUAGCUAUGGCUGUCGAAGCAGCAGCCCAGUUUGCCGAAGACACCACUCUAGGAGGUCCCCCCUUCGACUUUGAGGAUGCCAAGUUUCAUCUCCAGACGGUCACGAUCAAGGCUGCCCUCGUCCUGCCGGCCAGUGGGACGGCCGAUAUCAUGAUUAAUUUGCGGCCCAGUGAGGCGUCGGCUGCUUCGAAUAGAUUGGAGUUCAAGAUCUGUUCCGUGGCUGAGGGCCGAUGGAUCGAACAUGCCGAAGGGAUCGUCACUUUUGAGCUGAUGCAUGGAGCAAAAACUGCAAAGGUCCCCUUCAACAACGAAACCGAAGAGCCCGUCUUUGAGCAGACCUUUAGCAAGGAGACCUGGUACGAGCGACUCAAGUAUCGUGGAUUUGACUUUGGUCCGCGGUUUCGAGUCAUCGACGAGAUCCAGGUGCUACUGCAUGCGUCCCGGGCCCGCGCAAAGGCUCCCAUCCUCCAGACCGCAGAGGCAAACACAACGGUUAUUACUGGCGAGUCAAGAUAUGCUAUCCACCCGCUGACCAUCGAUGCCGUCCUGCAGGGCCGGGUGGCAUCUGUCUACACCAGUCGCGCGGACCAGGAGGAGGCGACGCAGAUCCCCGUCUUCAUCGAGGAGAUGACCAUCAGCCCGUCGGCAUGGGCAAAGGACCAAACUGGUCUCAUUGACAGCGUGGCAUGGACAGAGGGCGCCCGCAGCGGCGGAUCGCACUCGACGCUGACCACCCAUGACGGUUUUGAAAUUAUUUCCGCGCGGAAUGUAAAAUGGCGUCAGUUUGAGAACCAGGGCAGCCAAGAGAAGAUGAUGAAUAAGGACACGGCCCGCGAGCCGUACUACCGCAUGCACUGGAAGCCGGACAUUGACUUUUUGGAUACGGCCGGCGCUCAUGAUUUGUACCACAGCGAUUUCAAAUCCCCUUCGGGUGCAGCAUAUCUGGACGAGGUACAUCACAUCCGCACUAGGCUCGAGACGGUGACGGUCCUGUACGUGUGCGGCGCAUUGGAGAUGGUGCGUCCCGAAGAGCUGUCCACCGAACCGGUAUUGAAAUGGACGCAUGGCUUCUACAACUGGAUGUGCCACGUCAAGGCUGAAGCCGCUGCCGGACGCAUGGUCCUCUGUGAACCGGACGCGACGAGUUUGAAUGCCCAACAGCGCGAGCAGAGGAUUGCCCAGCUCCUUGCCGAGCUCUCGGCGGAUUUCCCCCAGCUGGAAUUCAACGCCAUAUUUUAUCGGAACAUGGUGGAGAUUAUGCACGGCACCGUGGCCAGCAUCGACCUUGCGGUGCAGGCCGAAAUUCUGGCGCGUGUCUACGCUGACGGGUCGAUCCACGAUGCUGCACGCAAGAACCUGGCGUCAGUGGUAGACAUUCUUGCCCAUAAAAAUCCCACCAUGCGCGUUCUGGAGGUUGGUGCCGGUACAGGCAGCUGCACCAGCGUGGCAUUGGAUGUGCUGAACGCGUAUGAUAUGGAAAGUCAGCAUCAUCACGCGAAGCGGUACCACGAUUACACCUUCACCGACAUCUCGCCGGCCUUCUUUGAGAAAGCAGAAGAGCUGUUCAGCGCCUACCCGCCCAUGAUCUACAAGACAUUCGAUCUCACGCAAGAUCCAGCGUCUCAGGGCUUCGAACUGGGCACGUACGAUCUUAUCCUAGCCUCGAAUGUGAUGCACGCCCCGGGAAACACUGAUCGCUUGUUGCAUAACUGCAGCCGCUUGCUCAAGCCGGGAGGCAGGCUGGUGAUGUUGGAAAUUACCCAGACGGGCAGUUUGACUCCCGUUCAGUUUGCAUUUGGCACGCUGCCCAGUUUCUGGGAGUGUCUGGACGACGUGGAUGCAGACCGUCCGUUUGGACCGUUUAGAACUUUAUCAUCCUGGGAACAACAGCUAAAGGUCUCUGGCUUCACGGGGCUUGAUAUGGUGUUGACUGACUUUCCGGAGCCCUUAGCCUUGGAGAGUGUCAUGGUUGCCAGCACUCACUCGUCGUCGUCGAAUGCAAUGGCUACAUCAGAAGGAAAGCAAAGUGUAAUCAUUGUUCAUUCCCCUGAUCAAGACGACUUGGCCCAGGCCGUUGAGAAAGACAUCAAGGCUCAGGGCAAGCUUAAGGCCCAAGCCAUCACCCACUGUUCCCUGGACUCGGUGCCAGUGAUCAACAACUUCACUUUCUCCACGCACGAUGACAACAUUGUGUACAUUGUUCUCGAGGAGGUACAGACUCCUGUGCUGAUGGACAUGCAGCCUGCCCAGUUUGACGGCUUGAAACGGCUCGUCUCAUCUGCGUCGAGCAUCCUGUGGGUAACGGGUGGAGACCUGAUGGCCGGCCAGCGCCCCGCUAUGGCCAUGGCCCAUGGCAUCAAUACAGUGCUCAUGAACGAGCAUUCUACACGCAAUCUACGAUUUGCUGUGCUUGACAUCGACGAUCCAAGUACCAGUCAGAUUUCUAAGAUUACUCGCGCGGUUACAGACGUCUGCAGCACCGUGGCCACCGCGGCCUCUCGGGUCACCUGUGAGACAGACUUCAUGCUCAAGGACGGCGUCCUGCGAGUUUGUCGGGUGGUGCCAGACAUGCAGCUCAACCAGGAGUUCACCCUCGAUACUGGCGGCGAGGGACGACUAGAACAGGUGUUUCCCACCUCAGGAAACGUUCAGUUGGCCUUGGAGACACCAGGUCUGUUGGACACGGUCUACUUCCGCGAGAAGCCGACGUGUGAUAUGGCACUAGGCCCUGAUGAGAUCGAGAUUGAAGUAAAGGCGGUUGGUCUGAACAUGAAAGACUAUGUUAUCGCCAUGGGAAACUUUGAAAGUGUCAAAUCGAGCAACGAAAGCACAGGCAUCGUCGCCCGAGUCGGGAGCAAAGUCACUCAUCUCCGGCCGGGCGACAAAGUCAUCUGCCUGGAGAGAGGGCACUACGAUACAUUCCUUCGCAGUCCGGCCCAGAAGUGUGUGAAGCUCGACGCCAAUGCAGACUUGGUUGCGAUGGCCACUGUCGGUAUUGCCCAUGGUACUGCCCUUUACGCUCUGAACUACCUGGCAAGACUCGAAGCCAACGAGACGGUGCAUAUUGGUGCGGAAAUCUAUGCCACGGUAGGAACGCAGCGGAAAAAGGACUAUCUGAUCACCGAGUGCGGUAUCCCCGCCGAUCACAUCUUUUGGUCUCGCUCACUUGGGUUCAAGGAUGCCCUCCUGCAGCAGACGGGCGAUCGCGGCGUUGAUGUCAUCCUUUCGACCAUUUCUGGGCCCGGAUUCCACGAGAGCUUGAAAUGCCUGGCGCCCUGUGGGAGAUUUAUCGAUGUUGGACGAGGAAAUGUACUUGAUAGGGGGAAUAUGGGAUUGCACGCUUUCAAUCGGAGCAUUAGCUUCUUUUCCUUUGAUUUGAACUCGGUCUUGGACGAGAAACCGAAAAUGGCACAACAGCAAGAUCACCGAACUAUCACGCCCAUCACACUCGACAAGACCUUCCACAUCACCGAGAUGGAAAGCGCCCUCCGAUACUUUGGCCAGGGACAGCACAUUGGCAAGGUGGUGCUGACAUACGGUCCCACGGCCAACAAGGUAACCCUCAAGGGUCCUCUCCAGCCGCGCGGAAUCGACGGCACUGGCAGCUAUCUGCUAGCGGGCUGCCACGGUGGUCUAGGCCACAGUAUGGCCGACUCGCUGAUUGAGCGUGGUGCGAAGAAUCUCGUAUUCCUGGGUCGAUCUAGUGAAACAAAGCAGGAGAUUGCGUCGUUCUGUAAGAGGGUGCGAAGCCAGGGAGUCAACGUGGUGACGGUCCAGGGCGAUGUCUCCAAAAUGGAAGAUGUUGAGCGAGCAGUGACUCAUGCCAUCUCCAUGGGCCCUCUCAGGGGAAUCGUCCAUGCCGCGAUGGUACUACAGGAUGCCUUCUUUGACCCCAUGACGCUCGACCAGUUCAACAUGGCAGUCCGCCCCAAAGUGCAUGGAGCCCUCAACCUCCACCAGGCCAGCGUGCAGGCCGAUGCUCAGCUCGACUUCUUCUUCAUGACCAGCUCGGCUGUCACGUACGUGGGUCAUAUCUCGCAAGCGAACUACGCAGCAGCCAACGCAGUGCUAGACAAUUUGGUACGCCAGCGCAUUCGCUUAGGCCUGCCAGUGGCCACUGUCUCACUGGGGCCGAUUAAAGGUGUGGGCACACUGAGGAAUAGACCCGAGUACGCGGAGAAUCUGCUGCGUUCAGGCUUGAUCGAAGCCGAGGAGUCGGAGUUCAUCCGUCACUUUGAGCGCUUCACAACACAUCCUCAACCCGCUUCCACGCAGUUCGACCCGCUGACACAGGGCCACAUCCUUACCGGGGUGGAAUAUUCGAAGCACGACCUCAGCAUGGUUCAAGUCACACGCAUUGAGCAGGACCGCCGCUCCGCCCUGCUGGUCACCACGCUCGAAUCCCGCAAGGCUGCCGCGGGUGGUAUGAAUAGCCAUGGCGACGCGGCCGCCGACGGCAGUGUGGACGACCGUCUCCUUGCCGACCUCCCCGAUGAUCGGGAUCAAGCACUGAUUGUUCUCGCUGAGGCCAUUGGUCGGCGCCUGGCCAAGCUAUUGUUUAUCCCACCCGAUGAGAUUGACAUUAGCCGCCCCUUCUCGCACUUUGGUCUCGAUAGCAUGUCCGGCAGUGAGCUCAUUCACUGGCUAAGCCAGCGAUUUGGUCUGGGGAUGUCCUUUCUGCAACUGCUGGCGCCUUCUUGCACCCCAAAGAGUCUCGCUGUGACGGUCUUGGAAACUGUACAGAGGAAAGCCGCAAACAGCACCCAGGGAGCGGAUAGUAGUACUACUGACAAGGCCCAUGGCCAUGACUCCAACGGGGUGAAUGUAAACGGCGAUGCUCCCGCAAGCAGCAUCAGUCGUUCAGAUUCUAUAAAGACCAAUGGAGCGAAUCCUUUGCACCAGGCCAACGGUCGCGUGAAGCCGGAGUCUCGAUUAGACCGCUUCGCCCAGAAGGUCCGAAUGGCAAUUGCAGAUCCUAAGCCUGUGACCCACUCAUAUGUGUGUAUGGUGAUCAAUCAAAAGGGAGAACAAGUCUACACGCUCAAUGAAGGCAUGAUGUCUCCGGAAUCGCCCACUCGAGUGGACUUGAAUUCUGUCUACGAGAUGGCGUCCCUCUCCAAAAGUAUGACCACUGUGGGUGUCAUGAUCUGUGUGGAGCGCGGUCAGAUUUCCCUCGACGACGAUGUGGCCUUCAUCCUGCCGGAUCUCUGCGCCCUCCCAGUCCUCGACGGAGUGGACGAAGAUGGACAGUGCCGGACUAAACCGCGUACCAAGCCGAUUACACUUCGCCUCCUGAUGACCCACCGGGCGGGCUGCGGGUAUCACGAGAGUCCGGGGUUGACAAGGUGGGCACGACAGAACGGCAAGACGAAUAGCACCUUUGACAGUGACUUUGAAGUCAUGAAGACGUACCCGCUUGUCUUUGAGCCAGGCGAGGGCUGGCUGUACGGAUCCGGGAUUGACUGGGCCGGCGAACUCGUUGCACGGAUCAACCACACGACGCUGGAGGAGUUCCUGCGAACUAACCUCUGGGAACCGCUGGGGAUGGCCUCUACGACUUUCCACCCGGAAUUGUGUCCGGGCAUGAUGGACCGGAUAGUACCCAUGUACGAGCGGACAGACGACCAAGGGUUGACGCCACGGGAGACGCUCUCGCGCAUCCCCGCCCGGCACGACUGUGGCGGGCAUGGAGUCUGGUCCACGCCGGAGGACUGGGGGCGGUUCAUGGGCAUGAUGCUUGCCGAGGGGGCGCCCGUUCUCUCUGCAGCUAGUAUGGACGAGAUAUUUCGGCCGCAGACCACCGACGUGCCGGAGCUGCACGCUCUGCUCUCCGGGCCUCUGCGUGCCUCGCUCCUCUCCACCAUCGCCAUGGAGUCCAGCAACAUCGAGAUCGCGCUGGGAGGGCCCGUCUACAUGGAGGACAUUCCUGGCAAACGCUCUGCGGGGACCUUACAGUGGGCCGGCCGCCCCAACAUCUUCUGGUGGAUUGACCGGACAAAGGGGGUUGCAGCGACUACAUUUGCGCAGGUCAUCUCCCCUGCCGACACUCGCUUCGCAGCGUUGACGUCUGCCUUGGAAACGGCAGUUUAUGCGGAGCUGGCAUAAUCCUAUCUCAAUGGAAGGGCGGUAUUGUCGUGUAGGUAACUGAUGAAUGAUUAUUGUCUAGUAAGAAAUGAUGUCUAUUGUUCAACGACUAUCUAGUCUCAGUAUUCUAAAGCAUGG
Molecule: messenger RNA, 9192 nt
Organism: Penicilliopsis zonata CBS 506.65
Lineage: Eukaryota; Fungi; Ascomycota; Eurotiomycetes; Eurotiales; Aspergillaceae
Exons: 12
Coding region: 1-9075 (3024 amino acids)
Biological process (GO): secondary metabolite biosynthetic process; fatty acid biosynthetic process
Molecular function (GO): 3-oxoacyl-[acyl-carrier-protein] synthase activity; fatty acid synthase activity; phosphopantetheine binding
Source: RefSeq, a predicted model, not a curated record